Miscanthus lutarioriparius is the source of this 1596-nucleotide messenger RNA. The record is from the annotation of a GenBank genome assembly. NCBI's taxonomy places the organism in Eukaryota, Viridiplantae, Streptophyta, Magnoliopsida, Poales, Poaceae.
AUGGAGCAGUUACCUGACGACAUGCUGGCCAAUGUCCUGGGCCGCCUCCCUCCCAGCAGCCUAGCGGCGUCACGCUGUGUCCGCAAGCACUGGUGCUCCAUCAUCGACGCCCGACGCCUCCUGCGCGCCGACCUCCUCCCUCUUCGCGUCGAGGCUUUCUUCUGCAACAGCUACUUCAUAUUCAAUCGCACGUUCCUCUUCGCACGCCCCACGGCGGCGAUCCGAAUCCCCGGCGGCCACCUUGACUUCUUCGACGACGAUGACGUCUCUCCGAUAGCCAUGGAUCACUGCAAUGGUCUCCUCUUGCAUUACGACAUGGUGGUUAACCCUGCCACACGACAAUGGGCCACCUGGCCUCCCGUACCACAACACCUGGAUGACUUGUCUCCGUCGUAUAGCCGCCACUGCUUUGCCCUUGUAUACGAUCCCAUGGUAUCGCCUAAUCACUAUGAGGUGUUUCUUAUCACCUUACCUGGUUCUGGUUAUGUUUACAACCACAACGAUGGUAGCAGAAGUCGUAUCUUCGAAGACGACGACUUUCAGCAAGAAUGGCCGCCAUCGUCAUACACUGUGUAUGUCUUCUCCUCCUCCACCAAAGAAUGGAGGUGGGAGGAGAGGUCCUUUGUUCGCCGCCAAGGAGGGGAGGCUGUUGGGACCAUCGCCGAUAUGCAUAUCGACGAAUCCAGCAGUAAACACAAGACGGUCUAUUUCCGGAGAUCACUUUAUGUGCAUUGUCCAAAUGAUUCCAUCAUGAGACUAUCUUUGUCCGAUGACAAGUACCAAAUGAUUAAACCACCGCCAGCAGCAGGGAGCAAAACUAAAACUAGUUGUCGUUGCGAUGCUUCUUCUUAUUUAGGAAAAUCAGAGAAAGGGGUAUACUAUGCGAUCCUUGAUUUGGAUGGCCCCCAAUUUCAAGUUUGGUUGCUCACUGAAUUUUCUGGUCAGAGUCAGACAGAGUGGGUGCUCAAGUGUAACGUCAGCCUUCAAGCAACGCUGAAUUUCGCCCGUCAUAUUAAUACUGAAUACGGCGUCGACGGACCAUGGAUCCUUAACUACGAGGAGAAGGAAGCACAACCUACUGCACAAGAGGAGGAGUUUGCUGAAUGGGACUUUGAUAAUGCUGUUACCGUCCUUGAAACCGAGACCAAUGACAAGACGGGCCGCCUUCUGUACCAGCAACACAAAGGAUCGGAGGCUACUCCAUCCAGGGCAGCAAGCCACUAUGUUCAACCUAUAAGUGCCACCUGGUUGGUUUUAUUAUGUUGCCACUAUGAUAUAUGCUCUGGCAGCUAUUCUGACAGCUUUCUUCGACCUGGAGAACGGCAACCAGGAGCUCAAGAGCGACCUCAAGGACCUGUACAUCAACCAUGCGUGACACAGGAAUCCUACUAUUUGCUGAAGCUCGGUUUUUACUCGGGCGAGGAAGACAUGGAGUACUCUACUUUCUCAUCUGGCACCGAACGAGCUGUCAAGACAUGGCAGGCAACGGUAGGAACUUCAGAGAACGGAGUCAUGACGUCGGAGCUACUUGAGAGGCUAUUCUCAGGGAAGACCGGGGAAGAUGCGAAAAUGGAAGAAGAGCUGCUUGUAAACUAA